This is a messenger RNA of Desarmillaria tabescens, 2225 nucleotides long. RefSeq names its product glycosyltransferase family 57 protein. Gene Ontology annotation, molecular function: dolichyl pyrophosphate Man9GlcNAc2 alpha-1,3-glucosyltransferase activity. Lineage: Eukaryota; Fungi; Basidiomycota; Agaricomycetes; Agaricales; Physalacriaceae. The transcript has 2 exons. Gene Ontology annotation, biological process: protein N-linked glycosylation. Bases 441 to 2192 code for a protein of 583 amino acids. The record is from RefSeq and is a predicted model, not a curated record. Gene Ontology annotation, cellular component: endoplasmic reticulum membrane.
GGUUUGAAAAAGGUGCGUCCCAGUGUUAAACUCACGAAAUAGGAAUAGGGGAGCAAGUCACGAACGGAGUUGAACUAGCAUGACAUGAUAGAUAGAACACAAGCGCUUGUAAGCCGUCGUCCUAUAUAUUGCAGCAAAGACCGUUGAGCAGACCGUGUUGGAAGAGAGAAGGAGGUGAUACAAUGAAGUAAAGCAGCUUCUUCGGGUAGGGCUAUUACCUGCUAGGACAGGCUUUGAAGACGAGCCUCUUACAAGCGCGGGAUCAAGUCACGGUGGUAUUCCAUUUGGCCAGUCCUAGCGUGAACAUCACUCGACAGGGUGUCGCCUCAGAGUCGAACCAGCAUAACGUAGGGAAAGCCGCCGCACAGCGUGUGUUACAACAAAGGUUGGUGAUUGGUGGUCGCAUGGUUAGGGGCUAAUUGCGUAAACAUAAGCAACUUAUGGCGGACGUCGAUGUUGUGCGAAGACGACGGGCAUCCUCUGCCACUCCUUCCUCUCCCAUGACCGCCCGACCUCGAUAUGCAUCCCUGCGAGGACCAGAACUGCACGCACCCCGCCCCCGACGUCACCUCCCGCUGUGGCUGUACGACUUGGACCCAUCUCCAGCAUCUUCACGCGCAGCAUCACCCACGUCGUCCGUACGAUUCAUAGCGCCUCCUUCUGCCCCACAUGCCCCGUCUACUGCUGCACGACGACUAGUGAAAUACCAUCCGUUGCUGCUGACAAUCGCCGCGACGACGUUGAUCAAAAUAUUGGUGGGCCUGGGACCAUACUCGGGGCAGGGUGCACCGCCGAUGUAUGGCGACUUUGAGGCACAGAGGCAUUGGAUGGAGAUUACGCUGCACUUGGCGCCGAGGGAAUGGUACUGGUACGAGCUGGAAUGGUGGGGGCUGGAUUACCCGCCGUUGACUGCGUAUGUGAGCUGGUUGUGUGGGUUCGUCGGGAACAAGCUCGACAACAGAUGGUUCGCGCUGGAUUCGAGUCGAGGAAUGGAGAGUGAGGGUCUGAAAUUGUUCAUGCGAUGGACGGUAGUCGUGCUCGACGCGGCGGUAUGGGUGCCGGCUGUCGUUUGGUGGGCGCGGUGUCGGCCCGGGUCAGCAAGCUCCAGAGCAAGGUCGGCGUCUAUCAUCGCUACGCUUGCCAAUCCAUGUCUACUGCUCGUCGACUUUGGGCACUUUCAAUACAAUUCUGUAAUGCUUGGCCUUACUCUGCUUGCAGCCUGUGCAUUCGUGAACAAACGUUACCUUGUCGGCGCUAUCUUGUUUUCGUUGUCUCUUUCGUUCAAACAGAUGGCGCUGUACUAUGCUCCUGCCAUUGGCAUCUUCCUCCUCGCAACGUGCAUUCAGACGCCUCUCCUCUUCCUCAAACUCGCCGCCGUCACAACAGCCACCUUUAUGUUCGUCUUUACUCCCUUUCUUUCCACCCUUCCCCAGGCCAUUCAUCGUAUAUUCCCUUUUGCACGUGGUUUGUUCGAAGACAAGGUCGCCAACUUUUGGUGUUUUACCAACGUUCUCAUCAAAUGGCGCCUACUACUCUCCGUCCAAAGCCUCGUCCGUCUAUCAACCAUUCUAACCGUCCUUGCCUUCCUCCCUGCUGUUCUCCUAAUGGUCCAAGCCCCAGAACCUCGUCUUCUCCCAUACGCCCUUCUCACCAGCUCACUCGCUUUUUUCCUCUUCAGCUUCCAGGUCCACGAAAAGACCAUCCUCGUCCCCCUCCUUCCAGCUCUCAUGCUUUCCACAACAAAAUCAGAGUGGAUCACCCUCUUUAGCAACACCGCCGCAUUCAGUAUGUGGCCCCUCCUCAAACGCGACGGCGUCGGACUCCAGUACGUCGCUACUCUCCUCCUCUGGAAUCGCCUCGUAGGAUGCAACCCGUUUUCAUUUGCGCGUGAUGGGUGGACUGUCGUCAAACUUUUAUCUGUGGGCGUGUACGCCGCUGCGUUUCUGCUCCACCUCGCAGAGCUCCUCAUCCCCGCCCCUGCCCGGUAUCCUGAUUUAUGGGCAGUAGCCAACGUCUUGGUCUGCACCCCCGUCUUCUUUGCCGUGUGGGCGUGGAGCGUCAAGGCGGGUAUGGAGGAGAGAUGGGCGGGUGCACCGAUACUAACGACAAAAGUCCAUUCAAGAGCCAAUUCUUUGUCACCAGCUACUCCGAGGCCAAAGAGUCGUUUGUCAAGAGAGUCUUUAGUUAGUUAGUCCUCUUAAUGCCAUUUAUUUCAGGGCCUACGA